Messenger RNA from Colletotrichum costaricense, 303 nucleotides. RefSeq lists its product as uncharacterized. Lineage: Eukaryota; Fungi; Ascomycota; Sordariomycetes; Glomerellales; Glomerellaceae. The record is from RefSeq and is a predicted model, not a curated record. The transcript has 2 exons. Bases 1 to 303 code for a protein of 100 amino acids.
AUGCUCUCGGCCGACGCCGAUGGGAGCAUCGGUUCGACUUCUACAGGGCUGAACUCUUGUGACCGCAAGACCUGCACGAACAGCAUGCAGUCGGACUCAGGAUCCGGGGAUGGUGGCGGAGAUUAUCGGGUUUCGUGGUCACGGGGUCCUCUGGGCGAUCAAUGCUGGUUCCUAUCAGAAGGGCUCAAGGAGACACUAGCGCGCCGCCAUCGCUCAGCAUUCCCGGAACAGGUGACCGAGAAUGAGGCCCGCUCGUCGAUUGACAUGAGGGAAAAUCAGACCCUAGGCUCGGUCAUCGCCUAG